CCCUCAUGCAUCCUGAUCCCAUCCACUCCACAACAAAGUAUCGCGAGAUCACAAGUAUCACCUGACGUCGAUAUGGCUGCUGUACAGAAACUGCAAAAGUGUGCAGUGUCUCAGACUGGACAACACACCGCGUCUGUCAUUUUUCUUCAUGGCUCAGGAGACACAGGUCAGGGAUUGCGAGCAUGGGUUCGUGAUGUUCUCGCACAAGACAUGGCAUUUGAGCAUAUCAGAGUGAUCUACCCCACAGCUCCAGCAAGGCCAUACACACCCAUGCAAAGGGCACUGUCUCACGUAUGGUUUGACCGUUACAAAAUCUCUCGUGACUGCCCAGAGCAUUUGGAGUCUAUUGAAGAAAUGUGCAGUAAUUUAGGAGCUGUAGUCCAAGAUGAGAUCCAAGCUGGUUUACCUAAGCACAGGAUGAUAAUCGGCGGCUUCUCUAUGGGAGGAGCCAUGGCAUUACAUCUGGCCUGCAGGUACCACCAGGAUGUGGCUGGAGUCUUUGCGAUGUCCAGCUUCCUUAAUAAGGGCUCAGUUGUUUAUCAAGCUGUUGAAGAUGCAAAAGGACAUCACCUACCAGAGCUUCUCCAGUGUCAUGGCACAGCUGAUGAGCUGGUGUCGCAUACCUGGGGCGAAGAGACCAGCAGGUUGCUGAAGAAAGCUGGCAUGGCUACAUCCUUUCACUCAUUCCCAGGCCUAAAUCACCAGCUCUGCCGGCCUGAGUUGGAACUUCUACGUUCAUGGAUCCUGCAGAAGCUUCCAUCUGAAAACUCAUUCACUGCCAAAUCCUGAGUGGUAAAAACAUUACUGUUUUUUUCUGCAUAAAAUGAUUUUUAAUAUAUUGUUCUAUUUUCUUUUUUGUAGACAUGCAGCAUUUUUUAUUUUCUUUGAAAUAAAGAGGUGUCUUAUAAACUGCUGAAUACAUUGCACCUGCUAUCGAUAAUUUGUUUACUAUACAACAUAUUUAACUUGGAAAAUCAUCCAUGUGUAUAAGUGUGGGUUAAUACAUCAAUAAAAACCUCCUUUGGUUUGUGCUCUCCGUACAUGUGCUGCCCUUGAAAAUCUGCAGUUAUUGUGCACAUUUCCCAGCUGGCAGCAGGAACCACAUUAAAGUGUUGGCUGAAACAGUGCCGCUGUGCUGGGAUGGCUGUUUUACCGAGCCUGCUUUCACUCACUAUAGUUGUGGUCAGGCUGGAGCUGCAGGUAAAACUAUCACACCAGAAAGCAGGAAUGCCACUCAGCUUUGUGGUCUGAAGUUGGAUUCCUACCCAUUUGACACCCUUUCCGUUUCCUGCAGGCUUGUAGUAGAUCCCUUGUCUUUACUUUUUCUUUUUUUCCCCAUAAGCACCAAAUCUCGCUCUUUCUAUUGAAAUCUGUUAAACAUGUGUUUGGAGCACUGGGCUGUUUGCUCAGUGGACUCAGGCUACAGCACAGAUUGCUUUAUUAAUGGUUAUUGGGCUGAAGUAGUUAGCAAUUUCACUGAGUUUUGUUUGAAGUUGUGUUGACCUUUCGCUCAGAUUAUGUAGGGGGGCCACAGUGCACCUAUCCAGACUUUUAACAAGCCCAGACAAACUGAACUUGACACAGUGGUGAUGGACUGUGUACAAGUAUGUUUAUAUGAAAAUGAGUAAGGGAAUUGUGUAAUGAGUAAGCUUGAUGAUCUGCAGUUUCUCUCUUAAAUGGCUGCCUUUUGAAGGUUUGAACUUAUCAAAUAAACUAUUACAUCACAAGA
Messenger RNA from Tachysurus fulvidraco (yellow catfish), 1729 nucleotides. RefSeq names its product lysophospholipase like 1 (gene lyplal1). The transcript is spliced from 5 exons. Gene Ontology annotation, biological process: protein depalmitoylation. Lineage: Eukaryota; Metazoa; Chordata; Actinopteri; Siluriformes; Bagridae. Gene Ontology annotation, molecular function: palmitoyl-(protein) hydrolase activity; carboxylic ester hydrolase activity. The record is from RefSeq and is a predicted model, not a curated record. Gene Ontology annotation, cellular component: cytoplasm. The coding region runs from base 73 to 789 and encodes 238 amino acids.